Molecule: messenger RNA, 339 nt
Organism: Striga hermonthica
Lineage: Eukaryota; Viridiplantae; Streptophyta; Magnoliopsida; Lamiales; Orobanchaceae
Source: the annotation of a GenBank genome assembly
AUGGCUUCGCCAUUAAUAGCUGGGAUGGCUGUUGCUGCUGCUGCUUAUGCUGGUAAAUACGGGCUUCGUGCCUGGCAAGCAUUCAAGGCGAGGCCACCAACUGCUAGGAUGCGUAAAUUCUAUGAAGGCGGUUUCCAGCCGAAAAUGACGAGAAGGGAAGCAGCUCUUAUUCUUGGAGUGAGGGAAAGCACUCCAACCGACAAGAUAAGAGAGGCUCACAGGCGGCUGAUGGUGGCCAACCAUCCGGACGCUGGCGGAAGCCAUUACAUUGCUUCUAAAGUCAAUGAAGCUAAGGAUUUGUUACUCGGAAAGUCGAAAAGUAGCGACUCUGCAUUUUAG